AUUGGAUUGUCCUUGAACGUCAGAGUCUUUCCUUGAGCGUUCUCAGCUCAUGCGAAUAAGUUCAUUCACUAUAUAUUGUCAUGGUCGUAUAGAACCGCUUAUAUAAAUGCUAUUUCAAGAACAAGAUUAACAGAAACAUUUCGUCAAACAUGUCGAAAACUAGCGGAAUCGUCGUUGUGGCACUGAGCACGUUUUUCGUUCUCGCAAUAGCAAACGAUUCUACGACAAAUGAAGGAAUAAUUGUUAAUGCACCGGUUGGAAAAAUUCGUGGUACGAUUUUAACAUCGAGAUUAGGCAAAGAAAUCUAUUCGUUUAGAAAUGUUAUAUACGCCGAGCCACCAGUCGGAGAAAAAAGAUUUAAGGCUCCAAUUCCGGUAAAAGAUUGGGAUGGUAUAUACGAUGGUACCCAAGAAGGACCUGCUUGUAGUACCUUAAGUGAUACACCCAUAUCCGAGGAUUGUUUGCGUUUGAAUGUUUACACGACUAAGAUACCAACGAAUAAUGCAAAAGGCAAACAUUUCAAAGGGCGCCCAGUUAUCGUUUAUUUCCAUCCCGGUGGUUUUUACUAUUUCUCUGGUCAAUAUCGAUUCUAUGGACCAGAAUAUAUGUUGGAUAAGGACGUUGUCUUGGUGACGUUGAACUUUAGACUGGGAAGUUUAGGUUUCCUUGCCACAGGGGAUUCCUAUGCACCAGGAAAUGCUGGUUAUAAAGAUCAAGUUGUAGCACUUCGUUGGGUCCAAAGAAACAUUGCAGCAUUUGGAGGUGAUCCGAACUCUGUUACUAUAGGUGGCACGAGUGUUGGAGCUAUCAGCGUGUUGUUACACAUGAUAUCACCGAUGUCGAAGGGUCUAUUCCACAGAGGAAUCGCGAUGAGUGGUUCCUUCGUAGGAACAGGACCUUAUACACAAGAUCAGAAAGACUUGGCGAUAAAACAGGCAGAAUUUUUAAAUUGUCCAACAAGCACAACAAAAUCAAUGAUCGAUUGUCUUAGAUCGAAACCAAUCGAAAGUUACACUAAAACCAUAUCACGAUUCUUCGAAUUGUCUAUUGGAUAUCCCGAUCCCAUGGGUAUAUGGGGAGCAGUUAUUGAGCCAGAAAUAGAUGGUUCUGAAAGAUUUUUAACUGGUCAACCUAUUGACUUAAUCAGAGAAGGCAAAAUCAACGAAGUUCCUUUAAUCAUAGGUACUACUGCAGAAGAAUUUGGUGGACAGGUCGUCGCUAUCGAUGAAAAAGUACGAAAUGGAAACAAUUCAGUGUUCGAUCUUUUAAAUAACGAUUGGGAUACCGUAGCACCGAUCAGUCUUAUGUACGAAAGAGGUACAAGUCGUUCGAAAUAUAUUAGUGACGAAUUAAGAAAAUUCUAUUUCGGCAAUCAACCAAUCGGUCGAAAUUCGUAUGAUAAUAUAGCUCACAUUUAUAGCGACAGGGUUAUCGUAUUCCCAGUACUUCGUGCAGCUAAACUUUAUUCCGAAAAUAGCAAACUUCCAGUCUAUUUCUACAGAUUUUCAUUCAGUGGACGUUACAGUUUCGCCAUGUGGAAUAAUACAACCCCAUACAAAAAACCUGUACACCACGAUGAUCAACAAUAUUUAUUUACUAUGAAUGCCAUUUUUCCUUUUUACAAUGGUUCUGAUCCAGAAGUUCCAAUGAUCGAACGUAGUACUGCAAUAUGGUCAAAUUUCGCACAUACUGGUGAACCCAUUCCAAGGAAUAACGAAUUGUUUAAAAAUGUCGUGUGGGACAGAUUCGAAACGUCGAAGGAUAAUUAUUUAGACAUCAAUCUAAAUCCCACGAUGAAACAGGGUAUCUUUCCUGAAAGAAUGGCUUUAUGGGAAAGAUUGUUCCCUUUGCCACCACAAACUUGUACAUCCGAUAUUAAUGAUCGAACCAAAUCUUAAAAUUAAAGCUAUGAUACAAAUAUUCUAAUACAUUUCAUAUACGUAUAUGUAAUGGUUUUUCUUUUUGUUCGAUUUAGAAAAAUAAAAAAUUCUGCUGUAUGUGUAUGA
This is a messenger RNA of Polistes canadensis, 2006 nucleotides long. Its product is annotated as esterase E4-like. NCBI's taxonomy places the organism in Eukaryota, Metazoa, Arthropoda, Insecta, Hymenoptera, Vespidae. The record is from RefSeq and is a predicted model, not a curated record. Bases 150 to 1898 code for a protein of 582 amino acids. The transcript has 8 exons.